Messenger RNA from Galeopterus variegatus (Sunda flying lemur), 804 nucleotides. RefSeq names its product adenylate cyclase type 10-like. Gene Ontology annotation, molecular function: adenylate cyclase activity. NCBI's taxonomy places the organism in Eukaryota, Metazoa, Chordata, Mammalia, Dermoptera, Cynocephalidae. Gene Ontology annotation, biological process: cyclic nucleotide biosynthetic process; intracellular signal transduction. The coding region runs from base 4 to 804 and encodes 266 amino acids. Gene Ontology annotation, cellular component: cytoplasm. The record is from RefSeq and is a predicted model, not a curated record. The transcript has 5 exons.
GGCAUGGCGACCGGCGAGCGGGAGGUGGUGCCGCCUCUGUGGUCAGUGGGAGCCCGGUUGGCGGCACUGCUUCCCGAUUUGCUGGUCUUCCGGAAGCCCCGCGGAUCGAAACCCGAGCUUGCCACGGCCCAGGGCGUCCUCCUAGGCGUCCACGUGACGGGAUUUACAGCAUUAAUGGACAGGUUCAGUCUGACCUGCAAGUCGGAACAUGACAUGGAUAAACUGGCCCACAUCUUCAGUUAUUACAUUAGUGACAUCGUGGAGCAUAUUCUCUGUUUUGGAGGUGAUAUCCUAAAUAUCACAGGGAAUGUGCUCCUGGCACUCUGGACAGUGGAACCGUGUCAACUGAGUGACAUCAUUACCCUGGUGGCAAAAUGCAGUCUGGAGAUACAGGAGAAAUUUGGAAUCUACCAUACCAGAGAAGGCCAGGACCUGCAGCUAAAGAUAGGUCUGUCUGCAGGUCAGAUUUCUCAGGUUAUUGUUGGAGAUGAGCAGCAGCAAUACCUCUUGGUGAUUGGGCAGAAUGUAGAUGAUGUCCAGUUAGCUCUGUGUUUGGCUCAGACAAAUGAGAUUGUCCUGUCCUGGAACUGCUGGAAGCUCUGUAAACAGUACAUGUUUGAAGUGGAAAUCAUGAGGGAGAAUGAAGCUGUGAAGGUAGGAGGCUGGCCCCAUACCUUGCAGGUCCUGAAAAGGCCUUCUUACUAUAGAGGGAAGUGCUCUGGUAGUGUUUACAUCUUGCCUGACCAAACCAACAACAUUUGGAACUCUGUGCUGGAGGGAGGCUGGGGAUAUUCUCCCAUGUAG